Messenger RNA from Penicillium mononematosum, 1428 nucleotides. RefSeq names its product WD40 repeat domain-containing protein. The transcript is spliced from 3 exons. NCBI's taxonomy places the organism in Eukaryota, Fungi, Ascomycota, Eurotiomycetes, Eurotiales, Aspergillaceae. Gene Ontology annotation, molecular function: protein binding. Gene Ontology annotation, cellular component: MWP complex; microtubule organizing center; mitotic spindle. The record is from RefSeq and is a predicted model, not a curated record. Gene Ontology annotation, biological process: microtubule anchoring at mitotic spindle pole body; mitotic sister chromatid segregation; protein localization to mitotic spindle pole body. The coding region runs from base 1 to 1428 and encodes 475 amino acids.
AUGGACGUGUCAACAGGACCAGGAGCCCCUUUAAAUCUCUGUCUGUCGGAGGAUGGGCUAUAUGCCGCCCACGUGAGUGGCAAGGGCCUGGUUCUUCACUCGAAUGUAGCAUCGGAAAACAAAGAAGUACAGAUCGCAAGGAUCAAAGAGACUCCGCUGAAGUCACUCAAAUACUCCAAUGUGGAAAGAUCUCCUGUUGCAUCAGCUGAUGAGAGCGCCUCUCAGCGGCGACUCCUGUCCGCAAACGACAGCCGAGUCUCGGUCUGGCAGCUGACUCCCCUUGAAAUAUUCGCCGAGAUCGAAAAUCUCGAGCCAGGGUCAUUAGCCGCUGAUUUUGGCGCUGACGAGAAUGAAGUUCUCGUGUUUCAUGCAUGGAACACCAAACUUAGUGUCCACUCAUUGGAGACGGGGCGCAGCUCAGUCAUCAAAACACCAAAGUUUGCCCAUCAUUUCGGCUUUGGGUAUCGCCCACACACCAGGCAACUCGCCAUUUUGCUGAAACCAGAGACUUCGGAUCUACUUACCGUCCACGAGCCAUGGUCUUAUGAGCUCGUCAACAGGACCGUAGUUCCAACCAUUGAUGCACAAGGGUUAAAAUGGAGCCCGGAUGGGAAAUGGAUUGCUAUCUGGGAUAUCGCUAGUGCAGGCACAAAGGUUCUGAUAUUCACAGCGGACGGUCAACUUUUCAGGACGUAUUCCAGACCAUCUGGUGUGGACGAUGCCUUCGACCUCGGAGUGAAACAUAUCGAAUGGAGCCCUGCUACCAACCAGGGCCUUUCUGAAAUAUUGGCUGUGGGCAAAGUCAACGGCAAUAUUGACUUGCUCCGAACUCGAACGUUCUCUUCCGCAACAACACUCUCACAUGUCUUCCAAACAGACCAGCAAUGUUCCAAUAUUUGGCGCGAGCGAUACACCAGUGCGGCGGGGGACGCUGAAUAUGUAGAGACGUCCUCCUCAUCUGCAUGGAGCAUGAGCCCGGAGUCGGCAGGGCCGCCUCGGGGCGUCUUGACAAUGACCUUCAGCCCCGAUGGUCGUCUCCUUGCAACUGUUGACACUGCACGGCAGAACGUCGUUUGGAUUUGGUCACUAGAGGGCACCCCAACCCUCGCAUCGGCUCUAGUUCACGAGCAACCCGUUCGACAGGUUGCUUGGCAUCCUUCAACACCACAACUCUUGAUUAACACUAUCACGAAUACAUUGCCUGCUAUUCGAUGGUGGUCCCCACAGGAUCAUCCAUUGAUCGCCCGGGUUCCCAUUCAGAGGAACGAGAGUGGAAAAUAUGAUGUGAGGUGGGCUGCAGGGUCAGAUACAGACUCACUGUUCUGGUUUAGUUCACCAGAACAACAUGUUAUUGGAUAUUUGUCCACCCGUGACGGUGCUGUUGAAUUUGAGGCGAUGAACUCAGUGAGCAGUAAGAGUUUGUCUUGA